AAGUUGCUGUUUAUGUUCGUAUGCAUUACUUUCCUUUCGUACAUUUUUGUUUUAUUCUUUGUAGAAGCUCGGUACGAGUUCUCCUUUUGAUUUGCCGUAAGGGGAUUUUAUAUCACUGGAAGAGUUCCAGUUUAACAUAGACACGAGAAAAGCCCUUUUUGAUUUCUGUGUCACUCGCAUUAGUUUAGUACUCUGCAUGCUGUAAAAACAAGGAAUUUGAUGUUGAUAAUGUUUUUUUCUUCUUCUGGAGAUCGAAGUCCUUUAAUGACAAAUAUUUACUGGAUAUUCCACAAAGACCAUCGACUUCAGUCAUAAAGGGGGUGCUCUUCCUGUUUUGAAUCGUUCUGGAAUCAGUCUGCAGGCACACAUGAAGACAUGAGGAGCUCCGUCUGUUCACUAUUUGUUUGCAUCUCAGUGCUGCUGGCAGUCAAACCCGGUGAAGGAACCGAGACGAGAAACUUAACAGCUGUUUUAGGUGAAAGCGUCACAUUACGAUGUCCUGGAAACGGUUCUAUCCCUCGCUUGUACAUACAGAAAAAAAAUGAAUCUGGUACAGUGUUCAUCAAUGGUUUUGACACGAAGCAAGAUCUGCCCAUUUAUCCUCAGUACGAGUACAGAACCACAAUAAAUCGAUGGGACCUCAGCAUGGAAAUGAGAAACAUCUCGGUUUCCGACGAAGGAUUUUACGAGUGUGUCCAUUUUUUAAAAAUCGGAGACACAAAAACACAGAUCAAUGUGUUCUAUCUAACAGUUACAGCCAAGUACAACAUUCCCAACGUGAUGGCAACGUGCAGCGAACCUGCAAGCGGUGCGAGGAGCUGUCGGCUGAGCUGUUCGGCUUCGGGCGGUUAUCCCCAGGGUGUCGUGAGAUGGGCGGAGCUUAAUCUAAGCCAGAUGAGUGACUUUCAAAACAAAAGUCUUCAAGAACGUAACUUUAAAACAUGGACCAUUUCUCAAAGCCUUGUGUACAACUGCAACCAACCCACCAAUGUCAGCUGUGCAAUAGGGGAUGCUACGUCAAAGACGACUACAUUUUGUCAGGGUGAUGAGAAAUUCUCUCUCGAUGCAGCUGCGAUUUUAGCAAUCGCUGUCCUGCUGCUGAUAGUAUUUAUUGUUCCAUCUGUUUACAUAAUACGAAAGUGCUGUCGCCGAAGACGCCCCGUCCCAGGUGAUGCCGCUGUUGAAGUUCCAUUAGCCGACUGCCAUUUGCAGCCUCAGGACAGCUGAGACGUGAGCAGCAGAUGUCGAGAAGCUUCUGAAGAUUGUCUGCAUCCGCAGACGCACCUGCAGCAGCAUCAGCCGACCUCAGAGCGUCAUCGUGAAGGCGGCUCAUCCGACUGAAUGUUAUGUUAAAGUGACUUUACGUGCUGUUGUAUGAGCUGUUUGGCUACAGUCGUUGACAAUCCCUUGCACAGAACAACAAUGAUUGUCCAUCGGUGACUUUUCAUAUUUUUAAAGUCGCUUUUUAUAUUGGAGUUAUUUAUUUGGCAUUGCCAAUCAUUUCCUUUUAAAGGGAGCAGCUACGUUUUUUUUUAUUUGGACCAUUUAUAAUGGCGCACUGAAGUACGAAUGCUUAAUUUUAUUGAAAAAAUUAACCUUCAUGUCAUUCAAAAUAUGUAUCUGACUCAUUCUUCUGCGAAAAACAAAAGAUUUUUUGAGAAAUGUCUCAGUGUUCAUACAAUGCAGUGUUUAAUGGUGUUUGGUUAUCAGCACACUUCAUUUCACAAAUAUCUUCAUUUGUGUUUUGUGGAAGAAACUCAUACAGGUUUUGAGAGUGAAAAAACUUUCAUUUUUGGGUCAACUGUCUCUGUAAACAAUGAAAUGUGACAUCAUGUACAUUACAAUAUACUGCAUGUACAGAUUGUGAGACCGAAGUUUUCCAAAUGUCCAAAAAAAGCUUAAAGUCUUUCCAAAAGGGCUAGCAGAGAUAAAUAUUCUGAUUCAGGUUCAGUAUAUAGAACAGUUUUAAUAACUGUUUUCUAUGAAAUGGCGAUUGUAACAUGUUGUUCACGCUGAAGGGACAUUUCAUUUGCUUCUAGAAGCCAACUUGAUGUGAUGCUUUAUUUUUAAAGCCGGUUCUCAAAGAGGUUCAUUUCUUUAUACCAUAGACAUGAACAAAAACAGCAAUAUUUCUAAAGCACUUACUAACUUAUACAUUCCACUGUUUAGUAUUCCUCAUUAUUUCGUGUUAUAACUGUUCUCAGGGUGAGCGUUGAUGGUAUAAUGAACUUUCCAUUGAAAUCAAACCCGUUUCUUUAUGGAAAUGUGUUGAUGCACUUUGCUUUCUGAUCAUAUGAAAAAACUUCUACUCUGUAAUUUAUAUAUAACUUAUUUCUUUGUUUUUAGCUACAAUAAAGAUCUAAUUCAAUUG
Triplophysa dalaica is the source of this 2371-nucleotide messenger RNA. Its product is annotated as T-lymphocyte activation antigen CD80. Gene Ontology annotation, cellular component: external side of plasma membrane. Gene Ontology annotation, biological process: positive regulation of T cell proliferation; cell surface receptor signaling pathway; immune response. The record is from RefSeq and is a predicted model, not a curated record. The transcript has 8 exons. The coding region runs from base 376 to 1227 and encodes 283 amino acids. Lineage: Eukaryota; Metazoa; Chordata; Actinopteri; Cypriniformes; Nemacheilidae.